CAGAGAAAAAGAAGAAAUUGAUGAUCAACAACACCAGUCGCAUCCGAUUCCAUAUCAUUAAAAUUGAAAAUAGACCUCCUGUUAGACUGUGGGAGCGCGCGCGCAGAUCAAAGUUAUUGUCAUUUUGAAUCCUAUUCGCUAGUUUUAAUCGUUUCGUUGGUCAUCCGCCUUACUAAGUACUUGGUUGCUCGGUAGAGACUUUUUUCUGUGAGAUUUUUUUUUUCGCCCUCGUUCGCGUCCACCGAUCCCGGAGAAUCGACCAUCCCCAGCGCCAGCUGCUAAGCAUCCACAGCAAACGCCCCUCUUUGAGCUCUUGCUAUCUCUACCUUCGUCUGGAGUGACUCGAAAAAAAAAACCCAUACGCGUUUCUUCAGUUCCGGGCACGUUCAAAGGUCGAGAUUGUAUCACAAUUGGCUUUUACAGUGGAAUCUCGUGACGUGUCUUGUCCUUCCUUAGCUUCAGUUGUCCAAUCCACAACCGUACACAUAGACAAGUUCGAACAGGUUGCUCGCGGUGCAACUUGUAGGCUCCAGACCCUCAAACGAACAAUCAGCCAUCUACAUAUACACUGGCUUCACCAGUAAGAUAGUGCGCAGCAAACGCAAGGGUCAAGAUGGCGGCGGCAAAGGCAUCGGCGGUCAAGGAGGCGGUCAAGGAGACAUUGAUUGGUUCUACUGAAGAGCCGGCCAAGCUUUCGGCCCAGACCAAGGCGCGCUUCACCAAGUAUGCCGUCAGUGAUGCAUCGGGCGAACUGGCAAUGGGCCCUGAAGAGUUCAUAAACGCCGUUGCGCCUGCCGAAGAGGACUAUCACAAGAUCCAACGCGAGCAGUACUCAAUCCUAUUCAGGGUCGCCGAUCGCAAAGGCUCGGGCAAAGUGACCCUCUCGGACUGGGCAUACUUCGAGAACAUCCUCAGCAAGCCAGAUGCCGAGUACGAGAUUGCAUUCCGUCUCUUCGAUGUCGAGCGCCUGGGAACCGUCAAAUAUGAAGACUUCAGGAGGCUGUACGAGCUCAACAAGGGCGAGCACACCAUACCCUUCAACUGGGACUGCGAAUGGGCGAAGCUAUACAUCGGCGACAAGAAGAAGCGCCACAACAUGGACUACCAGCAGUUCUCUCAGAUGCUCCGUGGCCUGCAAGGCGAGAGGAUCAGGCAAGCCUUCCAGAUCUUCGACAAGGACGGCGAUGGCUACAUCGAGCCCGAGGAGUUUGAGCGAAUCAUCCUGGAAACCUCCAAGCAUAAAUUGUCCGACCAUGUCCUCCUCCACCUGGGCACCCUGUGCAACAUCUCGCAGGGCAGCAAGGUGUCGUACGCCAACGUGCGCGCCUUCCAGAACAUGAUCAAGGAGAUGGACCUGGUCGAGCUCAUCGUCAGGCGAGCUUGCGCAAAGAGCACCGACGGAAAGAUCACUAGGGCCGAGUUCCUCAACCAGGCCGCCAAGAUCACCCGCUUCUCGCUCUUUACGCCUAUGGAGGCAGACAUCCUUUUCCACUUCGCCAGCCUCGACGAGCCCUCUGGCCGCCUGGGCCUGCGGGACUUUGCCAAAGUGCUCGAUCCUUCAUGGAGGAAUCUCGACUCUGACGACCUGGCGCCGAAGCUGGCGGCCGCGGUCGGCCAGUCCACGGCCUCAAAGUUCCUCGGCAACGCCAUGGAGUCGGCUUACAACUUUGCGCUAGGCAGCGUUGCCGGCGCAUUUGGUGCGUUCAUGGUUUACCCCAUCGACCUUGUCAAGACGAGGAUGCAGAACCAGCGCGGCGUCCGUCCCGGUGAGCGGCUGUACAAGAACUCAAUCGACUGUUUCCAAAAGGUGGUGCGCAACGAGGGUUUCCUCGGUCUUUACUCGGGUGUCCUUCCCCAGCUUGUGGGUGUGGCGCCAGAAAAGGCCAUCAAGCUCACUGUGAACGACUUGGUGCGCGGCUGGACGACGGACAAGAACGGCAAGAUUGGUCUCCCUAGCGAAAUCUUAGCUGGUGGUACGGCUGGGGCCUGUCAAGUUGUCUUUACGAACCCUCUCGAGAUCGUCAAGAUCCGACUUCAGGUGCAGGGCGAGGUCGCCAAGACAGUAGAGGGUGCACCCAAGCGGUCGGCCAUGUGGAUCGUCCGAAACCUGGGUCUCGUCGGUCUCUACAAGGGUGCCUCAGCCUGCCUGCUCCGUGACGUUCCCUUCUCGGCCAUUUACUUCCCGGCAUAUAGCCACUUGAAGAAGGACGUCUUUGGCGAGUCGCCGACCAAGAAGCUCGGCGUCCUGCAGUUGCUCCUUUCCGGUGCCAUCGCCGGUAUGCCUGCUGCGUACUUGACGACGCCGUUCGAUGUGAUCAAGACGCGACUGCAGGUGGAGCAGCGCAAGGGCGAGACGAGCUACACUGGUCUGAGGCACGCAGCGACGACCAUCAUGAAGGAGGAGGGACCCCGGGCCUUCUUCAAGGGCGGACUGGCCCGAAUCUUCCGGUCGUCGCCUCAAUUUGGGUUCACCCUUACUGCGUACGAGAUCCUGCAGACGGCCAUCCCGUACCCGGGCAGCAAGUCGGCGAGCCAGGACCAGCUGCACCCAGGAAUCGCUGGUGGCAGCGGCAUCACCACGGUCGCGACGCUUUCGGAGAAGAAGGCCGACUCGACUCCCUUCGCGCGCAGCAGGAACGCCCUCAAGAUCAUUCUGGACCUGGAUGAGGACUUUGGUCGCAUGAAGCGACCAGACGAAGAGGCCUGGAAGUCGCUGCCGGCUGUGAUGGGCGGCAAGAGCAACUAAAGAAUACACCGGCAAAAGAUUUUGCGGCUGGCGGGGGAACUAGAUAAUAGAUUAUUUCUUGAGAGGAAUUGCGGUAUGGAUAGAGGCAUGGAAAGCAAACAUGAUACAUAUUGUACUUGAAUGGGGUUCUUGGUCUUGUUCUU
This is a messenger RNA of Pyricularia oryzae 70-15, 2889 nucleotides long. Its product is annotated as calcium-binding mitochondrial carrier protein Aralar1. Lineage: Eukaryota; Fungi; Ascomycota; Sordariomycetes; Magnaporthales; Pyriculariaceae. The coding region runs from base 614 to 2746 and encodes 710 amino acids. The record is from RefSeq and is a predicted model, not a curated record. The transcript has 3 exons. Gene Ontology annotation, biological process: malate-aspartate shuttle; aspartate transmembrane transport; L-glutamate transmembrane transport. Gene Ontology annotation, molecular function: L-aspartate transmembrane transporter activity; L-glutamate transmembrane transporter activity; calcium ion binding.